Molecule: messenger RNA, 945 nt
Organism: Penicillium malachiteum
Lineage: Eukaryota; Fungi; Ascomycota; Eurotiomycetes; Eurotiales; Aspergillaceae
Product: acetamidase/formamidase family protein
Exons: 1
Coding region: 1-945 (314 amino acids)
Molecular function (GO): hydrolase activity, acting on carbon-nitrogen (but not peptide) bonds, in linear amides
Source: RefSeq, a predicted model, not a curated record
AUGGCUUGGAGUAACUUUCAUGUUGGAAAAGACUGUGGUCAUGUUAAAUGGUCACGCAAUAUCACUCCCAAGUUAACCGUCUCAUCCGGCCAGACUGUUACAUUUGAUGCGAUCGAUAGCAGUAACGGCCAACUUACACCCGAUUCCGAUGCCUCGGCCAUUAAGACACUAGAUCUCGGCAUCGCCAACCCUGUCUUCGGCCCGAUUCUUGUCCAAGAUGCUCAACCAGGCGAUGUCUUGAAAGUGGAGAUCCUUAAUCUUGAAGUUGCCGAUUGGGGUUGGUCCGCUAUCAUUCCCGGCUUCGGUUUAUUAGCAGACGAAUACCCCGAACCCGAAAUUAAGAUCUGGUCUCUGGACCGUGAGAAGGGAUAUGCACAGUUUAACGAUAUGCGCAUUCCUCUUCGACCCUUCCUUGGAUGCAUGGGGCUGGCCCCCGGCAACGACGAUGAAUUAUCAACCGUCCCACCCACACACCACGGCGGUAACAUGGACUGCCGUGAGCUCAGCGUCGGUUCAACCGUCUACCUCCCCGUGCAAACCGCUGGAGCUUUUUUCAGCUGUGGUGAUGGACACGCAGCUCAGGGCCACGGUGAAGUCUGCGGAACUGCUAUCGAAACUCCCAUUCGAGCAACCCUGCGCUUCGAGCUAUGCAAGAAUCAGCCUUGGGUGACUACUCCCCAGUACCAGACUCCACCUCGUGCUCAAAUACCUAAUCCGUUGCCGGAUCUUGGAACUUAUGGCGCCCUCGGAGUUUCGCCGGAUCUGUUCGAGGCUGCGAAGAGCGCCACGCGCAAUCUGGUUCAGUGGCUGGUCUCCACUAAGAACCUUACCCGCAGUGAAGCCUAUAUCCUGGCAAGUGUUGCCGGGGACUUGCAAAUUGUUGAAAUUGUCAAUGUGCCCAAUUUUGAGGUUUCCAUGAGUAUUCCGUUGGGAAUUUUCAGCUGA